AUGUUAUCAGGAUGUAUGAUGAUUUACUUUGACUAUAAAAAUGAACGUGUUGACCGCGAAAAUUUCAUUAAAUAAAUGGAUGAUAUGGUUUGGAGAAAUACUUCAAAGCAUAUUGUCAACCAGGCAUUUAUUGUCUCUUAAUUGAAUAAUAAUAAUCAACUAGCUCUUUUCUCAUGCAAUAAAACAGCUUAGACACUGUUCAAUAUAAAACCAAAAAAUUUUGGUGAAUUUCUCAAUAAAGCAAAACUGAACAUUGGCAAAUGUGUUUUCAACUCGCGUAUUUUCGAAAAUCUACCUUUCAAGAAAAACUUAAACAAUCUAAGAGAGUAUUUACUAGCACAUCAUUCAAAGAUGAAAUAAGAAAAUACCUCAUAUAAUUAAUUACGUAGUAGUGGAGUGAAAAAAAGUUAAACACAAAUUGAAUCUCCGAAAAACGAAGUUAUGUAGGCAAUGUAAGUUGCAGCAGCAUAAGCAGCAAAUAAGCGAUUAAUGUAAAAUAAUUCAAUAUACUCAGGUUUUUAAUGUAAUGCCGAUCCAGGAGGCAAGUUUGAUGGGAGAAUUGGAGGAGGUGGUGGUAUAGGUGAAUUAAAAUUUAGAGGUUAAAGUCUCAGGAGAAAUAAUUAUUAUUUGUAAAUAAUAAUUAACAUUUGCAAAUCUGCUUGGCGAAAAAUGAGCUGCUUAAAACCAAAGAGACCAAAAACAUAUUCUGUAGAUGAAUUAACUACAAAUAAAGGAAACGAUGCUGAUAUGUUUCCUAAUAAUCAUCCAUUAAGCAUGGAAAAUAUAGGUAAUUACUACAAUUUUUUGGAUGAGACUCCUUCGAAAAGUAUUGACGUCGAUUAUCUCAAUUGCACUAUCAUCAAUAAAGAUUUAGAGAGAGAAUACAAAGUAAGCGUAUUUAAGUACAAGGGUGGUCCUUCUGGAGAUAAAUCUCCACUUCUCAUUCUCUGUAUUGAAGAAAUAAACAAGAAUGACUUUAAAAAUUUAAAAGAAAUUAUUUUAGAAAAAGGACAUUUUAUAACAAAUAUUUUAGAAUUUUUCUCUGUUCAACUGAAAGACUAAAUUAAAUUCCUCAAUGAUCAUCUUAAAUAUAAUUAUUCUUCUCACUCUUUACAAUAUGAAAAUUAAGAAAUUAAUAGCUAGGAAAAUAUAGUUUAAGCUAGUGGUUCUGGAACCUACAAUAUUGCAGAAUCUCAAGAUAUUACAUCGAAAUCUUUAGUAGAGAUCAAUAAGUAGCUUAAAUAUGGUAAAAAAAUGGAUAAAUCUAACAUUUCAGCAUAAUCAAAAGAUUAUCACAACAUUAAUUUAGCUUUACAUGAAGAUGAUAACAAUAAUUCACCUCCUAACUCAUCUUUGUAGUGUAAAUAAACAAAUAAGCAAAACGAAGAAGGAAAUGAGUAAAUUUAUGCUAAUAAUACUUUCAGGGCUAAAGAACAUGUAAAACAAAACUUUUUAGCACCUCCUCCUGUGUAAAUCCAUCAAAGAUAAAUUCUAAGAAGCUACACUCCUGAUCCAAGUCCAACUAAAAUUUAGAACAUAAAAGGACAACAUUUGGAUGUUUAAGCUAAGAAGAGGAGUACUCUAGAUAUUACUUCUUAGAUUAAUAAUAAUAACUUAUCAGCAAAUGCUAAUAUCUAAAAAUAAUAAAACUAAAUUCUUACAGUCAAAAGCAAUUAAACAUUAAGCCCUUAUAUCGCAUACCAUAAUUAAAAUGCCAACAGUACUUUUUAAAACUCUAAAAAUUAAACAACAACUAGCACUAAUUAAAAUGUGAAUUUCAAGCAAGGUGUAGAUCAUAAUAUUCCUAACAACACUUAAAAUAAUAAUGUAAAAAUUAUUAAUAACAUCACUAAUAAUAUUCAAAUUACCAACAAUAUUUACCAUUCUGUUCCAAAUAAUUAAAAUAAAACAUAUAAUCUCAACGUAAAAGCUCAUUCAAAUACUUUUAGUCACAACAACUAAAGCAAUCAAAAUAUUUCAAGUGUUUAGUAAAUAUCUAAGCUAGCACCAUCAAUUAAGGGUCUACCAAGCACUCAAGAUGCACUAGCAAAUCCUACUGAUUAUGAUAUACACAGUAAAAUCAACCAAAACAAUAUAAAUGAAAAAGAUUUGGCCACUUAACAUGAAGAUAUUAGCUAAUUUUAAGACCGUUAGAUUGAAUCACCUUAAGGCCCUAUUAUUGAGACUAAAAAAAUAGUAUCAGAAUAAGUGAUUCCACUUAUUGAUGAAGACGAAAUAAAUAACACUGAAGAAAAAGAAAUUUUAAGUCAAGACGAAAUUUUAAACGAUGACGACAGAAAACGAUAUGAUUAACUGAUUAAAUACAAUAAGAGCUUAGUAGAGAUUUGUCAUAAUGCCAAACUGAUUGCUUUAAAAUCAUUAAUUUAGGUUAGCAACUAUAGUGACUGCUACCGCCAUAAGGAAGCAAGACCUCUUCCAUUAAAAAUUUCUGAAUUCUAAAUUAGCGAGCUAAUUUUAAAUACAUUUUACUUUAAUAGUAAGCCUAUUUUAAUUUAUAAAUCGAAGCAUUAAGUUAUUAAAUCAGACGAUAGAAGAUUAAUUCAAGUUAUUUUCAACAUUUUGAAUUUUUUGAAAAAGACAGAUUAAAUUAAAUUUAUUGUCAUGGACUAAGAAGAAUAUGAGAUGACCAAAAUGAAUUAAUCUAUUUCAAAAGUAGCUUCCCAAAAUCCUGAUACAGCAAAGUUCAUUAAUUAUAUGACUAAUUAAUCCAAAAUGUACGCAUCUCAGAGGGGAGUUGAAAAUUAUACUGAAUAUAGCCAUAAAAGGAAAGAAAAUAGUGGUGGAAAUAUUUAAAUCAAUAAUUAAAACUAUAAUUACAGUCAUGGAAAUAAUAAUAAUUAUUACAACAACAAUAAUAUCAAUAAUAAUCAGCUGCACGAUUUCAAUAACUCAGAUAGAUCAUGCAAUGUAGAAUUAGAGUCAACUCCAAAUGCAUAACAACCAAAUCACCACAGUGGUCGAUAGAGUAAAGUAGGAUAUAUGAAGAGAUUGUCAGAAAAAAAAGCAGAUGAUUACAAUAAUGAACAGAAUAAUGCUUAAAAUGCGAAUAUUCCUGCUUAGCCUCAAUCUAGUAGUAGCAGCAAAAUUUCAAAUAUGAAAGAAGACAACAGCUAACCUCUUUUAAUUAGAAGCAGUGCAGGAGGAAAUUAUACAGUAAAUAACAUUACAGCAGAUGAAAAAUAGGAUGUUUCUCAAAUAGAUAAAGAUACUUAUAAUUUAAUUACUCUUGGUUAAAUACCUAGUAAUAACAUGAGCUCAAUACCAAAAAUGCACUUAAAUACAAAUUUAAACGGAGAUGAAGAUCUGAUUGACAUAACACACCACAAAACAAAUAUAAAUGAUGUAACCCCAACAAAUAACUUGCAUCAAAGCAACAUGCAAAUGAUAACUCAAAACAACACUUAAGCAAAUUAAGAAAGUAUCCCAAAUAUUUCUUACUCAAAUUAAUAAAAUUAUUAACAUAGAAGAAAAUUCUAUGAUCCUGCAAUACUGGAAGAGGUUGUCCUUGAUGGAGAAUUAGAUGAUGAGAAUUAUAAUAACCUCUCACAAAAAAUAAACUUAAAAAAAAAGAAUUAAAAGUUUAAUGUGGUUUAAAUACCCUAAAGACCAAGUAUAAAUGCUCAAAGUAGUUCUCUAGAUGAUGAAAUAUUUAGUGAAAACUAUUGUGAGUAAAAUGUUAACGAAAAUGUAGACGAUGUUGUUAUGAAAAACUUGUAAUAUCAUUAAAAUGAAAAAAAGCUUAGAGAAAUGAGCGAUAAGCGGAGCAACUCCAACACACCACGCCUGGAAGGCAAUAAUAACUUUUCUAGCUAAGGAUAAGUUGUAUUUUAAAAUUAAAACUCUAAAUAUUUAAACACAAUCAAUAAUAAUAAUAACUAAAAUUUAAAAAUAGAAAUCUCAAGCGCUAAUUAGAAUUACAGAUAAAACAAUUUUUUUUCAAACAACAAAAAUUAUAACAAUAACCCAAAUAAUAGCAAUUAGUAACAAAAUACUAAUUUAAGAGCUAUUGCAGCCAACACAGCUGCUUAAUUCAGCAAUGUAUCUUAACAGAAUGCAUAGUAAUAACUUCCAUAUUUAAAGUAAAGAUCUUAAAAUAACUAGAGCUUAGUCAAGGAUAUCACAUGUUUAGCUAACAUGAAUCAAUAAAUUUCCUUGUCUGCAAAAUUAGAUAGCUAAAAUCAUAAAGUAAAGGAUUCUUAGUCUCUUCCUCCUAAUAAGUAAAAGCCUAUAACAUUCUUUAAUGUCAAAAAUAACCGCAAAGAAGAAAAUAUAAAUCAAACAUAAUUUGUUGACCAAGAAUAAAUUUUUACAAAUUUAGUAAGUUAGAAAAAUCAAAAUCAGAAUUAUGGUCCGAACGAGUCAGCAUACAAUUUAAGACGUUAGUCUUAAAGUACAGUUGGAAUGGGUAAAGGAUUUGAAAUACAAUCUCCCCCAAUUAUAUUUUCGCCUUCUAACUACAAUAAUUCGAUUAAUAAUAUCUAAAAUAAAGUCACUAGUAAUUUAUGUGAAUCACCUACAAAUGAUUAUCACUCCUCCCAUGCAAAAAUAAAUGCAAAAAGUUAUUUUAGUAAAAGCUACUAAGCAUAUCCUACUUCAUAGCAGCUUAAUCUCCCAAGCAAUAAAGCAUAAAAUAUUGGCGGAGGAACUUAAUAUGAAGAUUAGGAAUCAGGUGUUAUGUAUUAUUAAAAUUAGAUGCCAUUAGAUGAAGAAAUGAUAAGAUCUUAAAACAUUUAAAAUCAUUUAUCAAGUAAAAGUGUAAAAUUGGUUGAAAAUCAAUAGUAUAAGAAGAAGAGCAGCAUUAAAAAGAUUGUGAAACCAUACAGUAGAGCGAAUAGUAACAACAGCAGCAUAGUAAUGCGAAAGACUUCAAAUAAGAGUGGAGAUCACAACAACACAAAGAUGUAUGCUUCUAAAAGAAUAAGUACUGCAGGAAUUAAUUCUAAAGCAUAAAAUAUUAAUUAGUUUGUAAAUGAAGAAGCCGAAAGCGUUAAAUAAAAUUUGUAAGAAAAGAAUACUUCAUCAAGGAAGAAUAAAAGAAGUGGAGAGGAUGAUCGCAGGUCAAGAUCAGAUGUUAUUGCAAUAGAAAUUUAAAUGGAAGGAGAUAACAUGAAAUUCAAUCCUUUUAGCAAUGAAUCGAUCCAAAUGAUAGCAACAAACGAAAUAAUAAAAUUGUUGGGGCCUAAUAAAAAGAUAUAAAUUAGCCACAAUAAAAUAUCUUUUUAUCUUUAUACAAACUUAGAAUCACAAGAAUUAGAAAGCAAUUUUGUCACUAACUGUGAGAAAUAUGAGGAAAUUCUUGAUUUAAGAAAUUUAAUGAAUAACAAAGCAGUCAAAACUAUAAGAAAAAUAGCAAAUACAAUAGAUAAUAAAACAUGUAAGACAAUUUAUACUUUGGAGAAUAAGCCACACAAUUUUGCUCUUGUGGAUGAAAAACAACUAGAAAGUCAUUAGAAACAUAUAUAGAUGUAUUAAACUUAGCACAUGAUGGGAAACAUGAAUCAAAAUUCAACUGAUUUCCACUCUCUACAUUCACUGACAAAAAAUAUAUUUUAAUAAAACAAUUAAAAUACUGCAGUAGGAUCAUAGCAGUAACUCUACUAAAAAAACAGAUCUCUAAAACAAGAAAGCCCUUUUUCUAACAGUGGAACCACUUUCUAAUAUAGUAAAACUAUGCAACCUCUGUAACUCAAUUUGUAUAGAUUACAAUCAGAUAACUCAAACACCUAUGAAACUCCGACAGUGGGAGCCUAUAUAGUAAACAAUUCAAAACAGCAGGGAGGAAAUAGUUCUAACUUUUCAUUAGACAAUAAAUUAUAGCAGCAUGUGAAUAAGCAAGUAAAGGAAAUCGAGUUAAUGUAAUCCUAUUCUCAAAGAUCUAAUCUACCAAAUUAAUAAUUAGUUUAAGAAAAAAAUUUUUCUCCAUUAAAGUCUGAAAAGUAAUAAACAAUGAAUAAGAGUGCAAACUAAAAACUAUAAUUAUAAAAAUUUACUUUAGAUAAUGAAAACAAUUUCACUAUCUAGAAUCAGAAACCUUUAAUAAAAUAAACUAACACAAUAAGAUCUUAAAACUCACUGAGCAACGCUGUUAACAACACCCCUUCUGUAUAAUAAAAUGAUCAGAACUAGUAGUAGCAAGGAGGAAAAUAACAGUUUGUAAAAAAUGAGUGA
Tetrahymena thermophila SB210 is the source of this 6189-nucleotide messenger RNA. RefSeq lists its product as hypothetical. The transcript has a single exon. Lineage: Eukaryota; Ciliophora; Oligohymenophorea; Hymenostomatida; Tetrahymenidae. The record is from RefSeq and is a predicted model, not a curated record.